Messenger RNA from Metopolophium dirhodum (rose-grain aphid), 1633 nucleotides. RefSeq names its product origin recognition complex subunit 4 (gene Orc4). The coding region runs from base 259 to 1506 and encodes 415 amino acids. Gene Ontology annotation, biological process: DNA replication initiation; DNA replication. The record is from RefSeq and is a predicted model, not a curated record. The transcript has 8 exons. Lineage: Eukaryota; Metazoa; Arthropoda; Insecta; Hemiptera; Aphididae. Gene Ontology annotation, molecular function: ATP hydrolysis activity; ATP binding; DNA replication origin binding. Gene Ontology annotation, cellular component: nuclear origin of replication recognition complex; nucleus.
CCUUAUCAAAUGUUUUCAGUAGUUCAGUUUUCAAACUUUCGCAGUGCUGCAAUAAGUUUGCGUGCACCAACGUAGUCCAAGGCUUACUAAUUUUUUGUUUAGUCCGUAGUUACUAUACUUAGUACUUAGUCGUUCUCUGGUGAUACUAUAGUAGUAGUGCGGUUCAUCAAUAUCCGUUACUCAUUGGUUCUCACAAUCACUGACACCGAUCGCUGCUCACGACUAUUAGGGAUCAGACGUUUUAAACUUGUAGAGAUUAUGGGAAUCGAUUUUGGUGUUUGCAUUCAGAAUAUGAAAAAAAAACUUAUUUUGAAUGACCAACUAUAUGGAUUUGACAAAGAACAAAAUGAACUCUUACAGAUUAUUAAAAAAACUACUGAUUUUGGAGAGAGUGACUCAAUGAUUAUACUUGGGCCUCGUGGAUGUGGAAAAUCAAUGUUAUUGGAAUCUGUUAUAAAAUCUCUUUCACCUGAAUCACAUACACUAGUAUUAUUAAACGGUCUCAUUCAUACUGAUGAUAAUUUAGCACUUAAAAGUAUUAUACAACAACUCCAAAUGGAAAAUUUGGAUGGAACUUUUGCUGAAGGGUCUUAUGCUGAUAAUAUAAGUUUUUUAUUGGAGAGCUUCCGUGCGGGAAACAAAACAGCUACAAAAUCAAUUAUUAUGGUAUUAGAUAAAUUUGAUAUGUUUUGUUCUCAUACCAAUCAAACAUUGUUGUAUAAUUUGUUUGAUUCUGUUCAAUCUCAACAAAGCCCAUUGUGUAUUAUUGGCUUAACAUCACGUAUUGAUGUUAUUGAAUUACUUGAAAAACGAGUCAAAUCUAGGUUUUCCCAUAAUAUAAUGAUGUUGAAACCUCCAUCAGAAAUAAAUCAAUUAUUAGAAAGAUUUAAACAUUCACUUAUAAUAAACAAAAAUUGUAAAGUAAAGGCCGAUGUUUUGAAAAACUGGAACAAUAAUAUUGAAUUAUUAAUAUCAGAUGUAAGAAUAGAAAAUUUGAUGAAGGAUCUAUUGAAAUCAAGCAACAAUAGUACUAAAUUAAAUCUUCUCAUUUUUAUGGCACUUUCAAAUUUGUCAAAUGACUUAAUAUUGACUGUUGAAAAUUUCACAAAUAACUAUACUACAUUGUUUAAAAAAGAUAUGAUUCUUGUACAUUUGUUAGGACUAUCAGUUCUUGAACUUUGUUUAAUGAUUUCAAUUUGCCAUCACUCAGAAAUCUAUGAUCAAGAACCAUUUAAUUUUGAAAUGAUUUAUGAUCGUUAUUGUAAAUUUGCAUUACGAAAUUCAACAUUACUUGUAACAAAAAGACAAGUUAUUAUAAAAGCUUUUGAAAGAAUAUCAGUAAUGCAAUUGAUACUACCUGUAGCAGUUAUAGAGAAUAAAAAUGUAUUAAGAGAAUAUCGGCUAUACAAGUGUUCAAUUAAUCUGGAUAAAGUGAAGACAGCUUCUAAUUUAUAUUUCAGACUACCUCCAGUAAUAUUACAAUGGAUAGAUAGUAAUAUAAUUUAAAUUAUUGUAUCAUGUUUUAUUGAUAAUGUAUGUAAUAUGCUGCUUAAUAAAUACAUUUUCUACCUAAGUAUUAAUUAAUAUUAAUAACUAUUGGAUGAAUACAUAUUAAAAUGUAUUAAUGGUUUUA